AUGAGGACGAUUCAUCUGCAUUUUCUUUGCGCCGUGGCCGCGAUCUUGGCGAUUCACAAUGCGCGAUCGAUAGGCGCCGCGGCUUCGGUGGAUCAUCCUCCAGCGCCAUCCUCCGGCGCAGGUAAUGUGGCUUCGAAGUCUGUUCUUGCGGCGCUCCUGGAAUCGCCGGCCACGGAGAUGAUGGAGCUCGUGGAGCAGGCAGGGAUGCUGGAGGCGCUGGAAUUGGCCGCGGAUCGCCAUAAUCUCACGAUCUUUGCGCCCAGGGACGAGUUCUUGGAGCUCCAUUUCGAUGCCGACUUCCGGAGGUUCCUCUUGCUGCCAGGAAACGUGAGAUUUCUCCAGGAGCUCGUCAUGUUCCACGUCUUGCCGAUCAGGAUCACGGCGUCGCAGUGGCGCAGCGGCAGAUUCCAGAGCCUGUCUGGCAGCCGGGACGAGGUCCUGUUGCAUUGGGACAAGAAGCAGCGCCUGGCGGUGGAUCGCUCGACGGUGGACUGGCCGGACAUGAUCGUGAGGAGCGACGGCGUGGUGCACAGAAUCGACGGAUUGCUCGUCCCCAAAUCGGUCCAGGACGCCUACUCGGCAGCAAGAAUCUCCUCCUCGGCGGUUCUUCCCCAAGCCGCUCCAUCUCUUUCCGGGGAAUCUUUCGGCACCAAGGCGGAGGCGAAGCUCUUCCAUGUCACAUUCCCAGUGAUCGACGAUCUCAUCGGCUCGGCUCCGGCGCCAGCGCCAUCGCCCUCAAGAUUCUCCGCCGACGGCCAUGGCAGAGUCCAGGAUUUCAUCGCGGCGCUGGUGUCCUUCGGCGGCUACGGCGAGAUCGCAGACCUCCUCGUCAAUCUCACCUCCCUGUCCGUGGAAAUCGCUAACCUCGUCAACGAAGGGCACGCGCUCACGGUCCUGGCGCCGGGCGAUCGCGCCGUCGCGCGCCUGGCAGCGGAGCACCUGGGGGCGAUCGAAUCCAUCCUCGCCUAUCACAUCGUCGCCGAGUACCAGACCGAGGAGAGCCUCUACACCCUCGCCAAGCGGCACGACAGGGUGGUGCUCAGCACGCUCCACGAGCCUCCAUUCAACCGGCUGGUGGCGAGGGAGAUCGAUGGCACGGUGGAGUUUGGCAGUGGCAACGAUCUCGCCUCCUCCUCCAAUUCCUCGCGCUCGAGCACCGGGCUUUUGAUGGAUCCCAACAUCUACACAGACGGGCGGAUCUCCGUGCAAGGCAUCAACGCUGUGUUGAUUCCACCUCGAGGCCGAGAUGCUUCCAACGAGGAGAGCUCCCCGCCCACUCCUUCGCCGCUGGCGGGCUUUAAAGACAACAAGCCACCACGCAAGCUGUUCCAAAUGUUCUUUCGCGGGAUUUAA
Molecule: messenger RNA, 1353 nt
Organism: Selaginella moellendorffii
Lineage: Eukaryota; Viridiplantae; Streptophyta; Lycopodiopsida; Selaginellales; Selaginellaceae
Product: fasciclin-like arabinogalactan protein 17
Exons: 1
Coding region: 1-1353 (450 amino acids)
Source: RefSeq, a predicted model, not a curated record